AGAGCAGAGAGGCACAGUUGAGCCUUCACCGGCCCGGCACACACACACAUUUCCUCUCUCCCUCGCUUUGCUCUCUUUCUCACACACACACACCAACUCUGAGGUGCUCCUGCUCAGUCCCUCCGUGGCUGCGGUGGAGUACAGAGGAGUCAGACAGAGAGAGAGAGAGAAAGAGAGAGAGGAGUAAAGGGAGAGGAUAGGAGGGAGGACAGGCAGCGGCACGGACGUCAGGAGAGGGACGGAGUCACACAGAGAGAGAAAGAAAAGGAGGCAGGGAGAGGAGCGGGAUAGCUGGUGGCUCAGCUCACACUUCAUCCUCACUUUCCCGGGACAGCCAGUGGUUUGAUGUCCAAGGAGGCAGAGUUGGAUGUGAGAAGCAGCGAGCCUGACACGGUCCCCGCAGAGCCCAGCAGAGCCCCGGAGUCACCCCCUCCGGCUCAGGUUAACGAAGCCACCGUCGGUGUGAGGAUCCCCUCCAGAAGUCAGAGUCACCUCAGCAGCAUCGGAGGCAGUGGUGGUGGUCUGGGUGGUGUUAGCAUUGUUAGCAGCAGCAGGAACGCUGAGGGAGCAGGCGAGAGCUCCAUGCAGUUCAGCACCAGACCGCCUAGUGCUGAGCAGCCGGGCUUCAUGGGGACAUGGCAGCAGCAGAGCACUGACAGCAACCUCCUCUACAGAAUGUCCCAGCAGGGUGCAGUAACGCGGCUUCCUUUGAAGGGCGACAGGUCGACAAUGGGCCGAGACCUGGAAGAGGCCAUUCGGUGCACACUGGUGAACUGCACAUGCGAGUGUUUCCAGCCUGGAAAGAUUCACCUACGGACAUGUGACCAGUGCAAGCAUGGCUGGGUAGCUCAUGCUCUAGACAAGCUCAGCACCCAGCACCUCUACCACCCGACCCAGGUGGAGAUCGUCCAGUCCAACGUGGUGUUUGACAUCAGCAGCUUGAUGCUGUACGGCACCCAGGCGGUCCCCGUCAGGCUCAAGAUCCUGCUGGACCGCCUCUUCUCCGUGCUCAAGCAGGAAGAGGUGCUGCACAUCCUGCACGGACUGGGCUGGACCCUCAGAGACUACGUCAGGGGCUACAUACUGCAGGAUGCUGCAGGCAAGGUUUUGGACCGCUGGACCAUCAUGUCCCGUGAAGAAGAGAUCAUCACCCUGCAGCAGUUUCUGCGCUUUGGUGAGACCAAGUCCAUCGUAGAGCUGAUGGCUAUUCAGGAGAAAGAAGGUCAGGCAGUUACAGUUCCCUCGUCAAAGACAGACUCUGGGAUAAGGACAUUCAUUGAAAGUAAUAACAGAACCCGCAGCCCAGGGCUCUUAACACAUCUGGAAAACAGCAGCCCCUCCAGCAUUCAUCAUUUUGAGAAUAUCCCCAACAGCUUAGCCUUCCUUCUACCAUUCCAGUAUAUCAACCCAGUUUCUGCCCCCAUGCUUGGCUUGCCCCCUAAUGGCCUCCCAAUGGAGCAGUCUGCCCUUCGGCUUCGGGAGCCCAGCCUUCCAAACCAGGGAGAUCAUGUGGAGACUAGUGAAUCAGAGGUGUCACUGUCACCUUUCCGCACCGGUCAGAGUCCUAGUCGUGGAGUACUGGGAGCCAUUAACAACACUGAACCCAAGACAGAACCCAACAGCUGUGCAUCACCCAUCUCCCCGACACCAUCCACCCAGCAAGCUCAGCAGCAAACAUCGCUCCAGCAGCCACAGCAACCGCAGCAAGGCCAACAACAGUCCCAAAAUCAGUCCCAACAACCCAACAGUUUGAGCGAACAUCAGGUGCAUCACCACUUUGUUAAGGAUGAGCCCUCUAAAACCAUCAGCCACCCUUCUUUCUCCUCGAAGAUGCAUCGUAUACGCCGCAUGGGAGCUACCUCACGCAAAGGCCGCGUGUGUUGCAAUGCAUGUGGAAAGACCUUUUAUGAUAAAGGCACGCUUAAGAUACACUAUAAUGCUGUACACUUGAAGAUUAAGCACCGUUGCACCAUAGAGGGAUGCAAUAUGGUCUUUAGCUCACUGCGCAGUCGGAACCGCCACAGUGCCAAUCCCAAUCCAAGGUUGCACAUGCCUAUGCUGCGCAAUAACCGUGACAAGGACCUUAUUCGUGCCAAUUCUACCACAGGUACACCUGUCAUCUCAAGCAGCAAGAAUGGUGGCUUUACACUCACCAGCCCUGGAAGGCCACCACUUGGCUUCACUACUCCCCCAGUAGACCCUAUGCUUCAGUCUCCGCUGCAGAGUCCCCUAGUGUUUCCGUCACUGAAGUCAGUGCAGCCAGUCCAACCAGUGCCACCAUUCUACCGAACACUUGUGUCUCCAGCAGACCUCGUCAGCCCUCCAGUGUCACUGCCAACGAGCCCCAUAAUGCCCACCACUACUAACAGCACUACCCUAAUGGACCAGCAACAGCAGAUCUUGGCCGCUGUUGUCUCACAUAAUAAUGUUCAUAUGUCAGAAGCAAGUUCGAUGUCCCAUCGGCUUCACUCUGGGACCAGUCAGGACCUCACUACAAACAGUGACCCCACACCUAAAAAGAAACCUCGUAAAUCUAGCAUGCCAGUUAAGAUUGAGAAGGAAGUGAUUGAUGUUGCAGAUGAUUUUGAGGACAAAGAUGAAGAUGAUGAUGACAGCAUCCACCACAAUCACCAGUCGAGUCUUCUUCACAACAACAUCAAGAUCAACGGCAACUGCAACAACAAUGGUGCAAGUGGCCCUGGACACCACAGCGGUGGCAGUGGCCAGCAAUCCCCCUCCCAGGAUGAGAUGAGCCCUGGCUUAGCCCUUAGAGGUAUGAUGAGGCAAAGUGAGGAUGAAUGUAGGGAGGGAACUGGUAGUGACAGCAGAGGGGGUGCUUCAGAGCUGCGUUGUAUGGACAGCUUUACCUCGGAAGACCAGGAUCAUGAAAGAGACUUUGAGAAUGAGUCUGAAACAUCAGAUUCCAAGAUGUUCUACCGAGAUGAUCUGAUGGACGGGGAAGAACAUCAGAAGCACACUAGGGGAGGAAGGGGUCUGGACAAGGAGCAUGAAAACGAGGCACACGAGGAAGAACACUUGAGGAAAGACAUAGAGGGAAACGGUCAUUCUUCACCAUCACCUCACCAGCCUCCAAUCAAGAUUAAAGAAGAACUCAAUGAUCCGACAUAUGACAUGUUUUGCAUGAGCCAGUAUGGCCUCUAUAACGGGGGCAUGGCAGCAGCAGCUGCUGCCGCCGCAAGCAUGGCUGCUCUACACGAGAGCUUCAUUUCUUCAAUGGGAUACGGUGCCAGCCCACCCAAAUUCCCUACAUCUCAGUCGCCUGAAGGAGACCCAUGUUCCAGUCCAGACCCCAAGAUCUGCUAUGUAUGUAAGAAGAGCUUCAAGAGCUCCUAUAGCAUGAAACUGCACUACAAGAAUGUGCACCUGAAAGAGAUGCAUGUGUGUACUGUGGCAGGCUGCAACGCUGCUUUCCCAUCCCGACGGAGCAGAGACAGGCACAGCUCGAACAUCAACCUGCACCGCAAACUGCUGACCAAAGAGCUGGACGACAUUGUCCUCGACCCUCAACUCACGCCACUGCCCAAGGACCUGCGAGCAGAGUUUCUGGCCAAGCUCUACAGCGGACAUCACAUGGGUUUGGACCCGAUGGCCAGGAUGGGUUUCCGGGGCGCCGGCCUCGGGCUCCCAGGUCUGAACCAUAAUUCCCUCUCCCACAUGAGCAACGAAUAUCCCCGUCAUCCUUUUCACCACGACCUUAGAAACCAUCACUCCAACGGCCUGUUCCGGGGCCAGCCGGACGACUACAUGGUGCUGGACCUGAGCACCACCUCCAGUGUUCAGUCCAGCAGCAGCAUCCACUCCUCACGUGAGUCAGAAGACGGCAGCGACGAAGGCAUCCUGUUGGAUGACCUCGAAGAGGAGGGAGAAGAGGAUGAGGAGGAUGGCAACAGUGAGGGAGAGGACCUCUCCCGGCGUGGGGAGAGGCGAGCUGAAGGGGGACAUCGGGAUGAGACUGGAGAAUUCAAAGAAGGACCAGAUGAGGGCUUGGACUCUACCUCAUCGACAUUCCUUCUAUCGUCCACUGGGGGCAGUAAUGGCAGCAGCGGUGGGAUCCUCUGUAACAUCUGCCACAAAGUAUACAGCAACAAAGGGACCCUGCGCGUGCACUAUAAGACUGUGCACCUGCGCGAGAUGCACAAGUGCAAAAUCCCCGGCUGCAACAUGGUGUUCAGCUCCGUGCGAAGCCGGAACCGACACUCUCAGAACCCAAACCUCCAUAAAAACAUGCCCUUCUCUACGAUAUUAGACUAAACCAAGACUUCUCAGCCCUCCCGUCUCCUCCGUUCCCUCAUCCUUGUCUCCUGCCCCGUCCUAUGUAAGUCACUCCAUGUAAAAAACAAAAAAAAACAAUUGACUCUAGAUGAAGUUUAUCAUUGUGUCUUUUGACUUUUCCUUCUUUGGAAGAAAAGGCUGAUGCCAACAGGCACGAAGUUUGCUUCAAAAUGAAAACUCUAGGUAAUUUUACUCAUUAGGCCCUCCACCUUUUUUUUUCUAUCUUCAACUCUCUUUGUGUUUACGUCCAUGUCCAAAGAAUCUGUUAAAACUCUUUAUUUGUGACUUUUGCCUGCGGAAACAAUAGUACUAAAAAAAAAGAGAAAAACUUCUUGUUGUAUUUGUGUAACAAUAACUUUUAAAUGGACCCCUUACAAAAGCAUGACAGCUCCAUUUGUAAAUAAUGUCCCCAGAGGCUUUUUUUUUUGUUUUUUUUGUUGUGUUGAUGGUUGUUUGCCUACUUUUCCUCUCUUUAUUGGAUUUAUGUUACAGUACAGUACAAUACUUCCAUCUAUAGGCAAGAAAGAGGUAGCAUCCUUCAAGUGUGACUCAUUUAUGUUCAUUUUUAACUGAUUCACGGGGAAAAAAGAAAAAAACAAGAUCAUGUGAAUUGUAUCAACUGCUUGUUAGAUGUUCGGAGGUUACCGGCAUGCUUUUUAUUUUAAGCUCUUACACUGAUUUCAUUCUCCGUAUUUUAUGUUUUUUCUUCUUUUUUUUUUGCUUUACUAAUCCGUUUCAGUUUUUGCACUUUGCAUCUAUAAAAGGGGGAUGUGUAAUAUUGUUAUAAGGAUAUCUGCAAUGUUGGAUUUGGGUGAUCGGGGAGGGUGAGCGGUGGCUUCAUUGCUGAGAGAAGCAAACUUUUUCUUUUUGCAUGUGCUCAGUUUCAAAGCCUCUAAUUGAAAACCAGAAAUAUUUCUUUAUUCCUCCAUCACGUAUUCUAAGAAAAUCCAGAUCUUAACUAAAUUGUUUGUCCUUUUAACUAAAACGGAGUUAACUGGAAGGGGUUGGUAUCUUGUUUGAGAACUAAUUGAUGUUUGUCUUAGUGAAGGCAUCUUUAAAAAUAUGAGCACUUCACGGGUUUAAUAGAGAGAAGAAUCCCUCCUCAACUGUGACCAAAAUGCAUGAGUUUCCUUAAAAAAAAACCCAUCAGCAUUGUCUCUGAAUCUUGAACCAAUAUAACCAAUAUGAUGCACUUGAGUCUUAAAACAUCAACUGUGAUUUUCUGCUGCAGGUUUUCACUGCUGAGCCCCACCCUCACAUAUAUUCUGCCAAAUUUCUUGCAAUUUUCCCUCUUUUGGUUGCAAAGAAUCACUCACGGUACAUAUGUUUUUAUUGAUUAGAGAAGUAGCCGAGGGAAAGGGUAUUUAUUAGUGGGUGAUGUAUCUUCACAAAAAUGUUCUCGUCCAGUAAAAGGAUUUUUUUUAAAUAAAAAGACAAAAAAGACUCAUAUGUCUUUUUACUCUACAAGAUCCAUUCUUAGUGGACUGGUGCUACACACAGCAGUGGGAAAUACGCAGCCUUAUGCAGUACAGUAUUAACACCUUACAUCCAUAACAGUGUUGAAUUCCACUUUUCUACACUUUAGCCAUCCUGCUGCACAGACAUAACCGCUUCCAGUGAAAUAUCUCCUGUUUUUUGAAGACUCCACCUACAGGACACAUGUGGUCUUUCUGAGCCCUCUUUUCUCUGAGAUAAAGAGGAGCUGAGGAUGAUGGAAAGGCUGCGGAGGUGGAAGGCUGACUAGGGAGGAAAGGAUGACAGCAGCGAUCAUUAAAAAUGUGCUGCUUCCCUGUUACCUGGAGGCAUCCCGCCAUUCCGGCUUCCUCUGUCUAAUAACUCACUUGUCACUUUGUUACACUGCCAGACGUCAAGGUUGCUGACAAGACUGUGACACUGACAGAAGGAGAAAAGCCAGGGAAGAGAGUGCCCGCCAAACAAUUUAAUUCCGCGCCGUCAAUUAAGUGGAAUUCAGUUCAUCUCUUCAUUUUCUGUACGCUUACUCUCCUUUAGGGUCUGUAUUAAUUUAUUUCAGUUCUUUUCCCUUCCCCUUUGUCCGUCAGAGCAGUCAUUUAACUACCUUUGUACCCAUUUCUUCAUCCUGCUACUCACUUACCACCUCCACAUGCUGCAAUGCAAAUCCUACAGGGACACACGCUAAUAGUGUAUGCUUAAGUUCACCGGACGGCCAUGGCAUAGCAAAAAGGGAUGGGUAAUUGCCUGUUUAUCCCAAGUGAAGGGAAAAUUGAGUACAGGAACCUCUGCCUUCUCCCAGGAGUGAGCUUCAGUGAGGCUAGCUGCCUCGUUCACUCAUCGGAUCCCUUCGGCCUUCGCUCCAGCUGAAAUAGAAAAAGUGCCUCUGCAGGAACCCUGCUGACAGCUGUCUCUUCAGCACAGAAACACUUGGAUAGGCAGACGUGCAGAAGAAUGACCGUCCCUAGACAAUAUGCUAAACUGUAGUUGGAGGAAAGACAAAUGUUCUCGUCAUUGUUUUCAGUAAUAAUGUCACAUUGAAAAGCUGAGUUUCCAUCACAGAAAAGCAGCAAAGCCAGAAAUAAAUCAGUCAUAAAAACAGGAUAGGAAAUGUUUUACCUUUAAACCUUUAUAAAGUGUUUCACGCUCACAUUUUUCUUCUAAAGAGAAAAAUCAAUAUUUUCCGAGGAUUUUUGAAGUGAGGUUUUACAGUCCCCUGCUAAGCCAACUUUAAAACGCCAAAAAAGAGUUUAAAGGGAUACAGUUCAUGUUAAACCAAAUGUAGUAGUUUAGAUUUCUAACUCAAAAUCAUCGGAUCAGCUCCAAGCAUUUGCAGAAAAACUCCUUUGAUUAGUAAAACACUGAUGCUAAUGUUAGCAUCAUUAGCAGCUAACGGUUAGAGAGUCGUAGUAUUUCCCAGCCUUCAAAUUCUUCGACCGGAGUCUCUGCUCACUUUAUUUGAUUCAGAUAUCCAAAAAGCAGCUUUACAGUUUAGAGGUAACCAUGUGCUGAUCAGGAGGGAGCUGCCGCCAUUAAUAGCUACAUCAGGAUAAAGCCGUUAGUGCACUGUACAAUUUUUUGCCCUUUUUGGGCCAACUAUCCAGUCGUGCGAGAAUUUUUCAAUCGGGCCGACUUUAACCCUGAUCUUGCCACAUGUAGAGUACAGGGGGUAACGAGAGGCAAUCAGCCUCCCAAUGACCUCCCGAUCAGGAAUCGUAAGGUGUUUGAAAUUCAGUUGGCCGUCGUAAGGUGGUCGUGGACAAAUCACUCAGUGCGCAAACGAGGAUUCUUCCUCUUACUCGUAGAUGAAAACACAGAAGCAUGGCGGGAUGCAAGUGAAAUGGAGUUCUUUCUAUAAAAUUGACCAACCGUAGUAGUUACAUUUGCUCAGCCAUGUAUUUUUUCCA
Cyprinodon variegatus (sheepshead minnow) is the source of this 7670-nucleotide messenger RNA. RefSeq names its product zinc finger protein basonuclin-2-like (gene bnc2). Lineage: Eukaryota; Metazoa; Chordata; Actinopteri; Cyprinodontiformes; Cyprinodontidae. Gene Ontology annotation, cellular component: nucleus. The coding region runs from base 346 to 4272 and encodes 1308 amino acids. Gene Ontology annotation, biological process: regulation of DNA-templated transcription. The transcript is spliced from 7 exons. The record is from RefSeq and is a predicted model, not a curated record.